CUUCGUCCUUCUCCAGGUACCUGCUGUGUGCGGCCGGAGACUUCGUCAAGAUGUACAGCGUGGCCACCGAGGAGACGCUGCAGCUGAUGGGGGGCCACGCCGACCUGGUGACGGACAUCCAGCUCAACCCCCACAACUGCAUGCAGCUCUAUUCUUCCUCUCUUGAUGGCAGCAUUAAGCUAUGGGACUUCAUGGAUGGGAUUCCCAUUAAGACUUUCGCUGUAGGACCCAAACUUCUGGCGCUGUACGCACUUCCUAAUUGUGAGGACUCGGUGUUUGUUGUAAUUCCAAAGAGCGGAGAAAGAGAUACAUUCCAGCUGGUCUCAGUUAAGCUGACAAAAGCAGCAGGCCAGGAUGUGGAAGCCAAGGAGCUGUCAGUGGUAUUGGAUGGUGUGGACGCGUCACCGAAGCGUACUGCAUUUGGAAGAGAAGGUGAAUAUGUGGCAUCAGUGAAGGACAUUCAUCUCCAGGUUUAUUUUUUUAAACAGAAACAGUUGAACAGGUUUUCUGUAAGUGCAACAAAGACAAAAAGUGGGAACAAUCACUUCACCUGCAUAGCGUGCCAUCCUACGCAGGACUGUAUUGCAACUGGCCACGCUGAUGGAAAGAUUCGCCUCUGGAGGAAUUUCUACCACAGGAAAGAGUACACAUUUACCACGCUGCACUGGCAUCACGAUUCUGUCAUGGAUCUAGCUUUUUCUAUAGAGGGAACCAGCUUGCUGAGUGGUGGAGUUGAAUCUGUUCUAGUUCUGUGGCACAACGAAUCAGACUGUCAGAAGGAUUUCCUUCCUCGUUUGGGAUCUGCUAUUGAGUACAUCUCCAUGUCACCUGAUGGCACACUCUGUUGCACUUUGCACACAGACAACAGAAUUACAAUAAUCAACAGCAACCUAAGAUUUUCCAGAAGUAUUCAAGGACUAAUCAAAAGUCCGGAUGUCAAGACUGGUCUGGUGGUUGAUCCUAGAACCAAAGCUUUGGUCCUGAACGGAGAGCCUGGCCACUUGCAGUUCUACUGUCUCCAGAGUGACCAACAGCUGUUCAGUUUGGAUAUUGUGCAACGACAGUACAUUCAUCAGGCAGGUUUAAAACAAGCCGACUUGGUAAAAGUCGCGUUUAGCGCGCGAGGCAAGUGGCUAGCAACAGUAGAGGAGAGAGAAGAAGUGACUGACCCUGAGUUACAGUUGAAGCUGUGGUUCUAUGAUGAAGAAACACAAAGCUUUAAGCUGAAUACCAGAAUAAAUAUGCCCCAUGAUGACCACAUAACAGACAUGUGCUUCCGUGACAUGGAUGAAUUGGAAGAUGACUCUCUGAUACUGGUAACAGCUGGCAGAGAUUGUGUGUUUAAAGUCUGGAUGAUGGUAGAAGACACCGAUCCGGAGGCACAGCAGAGCGUGAGCUGGAGCUGUGACUUUGUCGGCAGCUACCACAACUACCAGGCUACUAACUGCUGCUUCUCAGAAGAUGGCUCUUUGCUUGCUGUUAGCUUUGAAGAAACUGUCACUGUGUGGGAUUCGGUUACUUGGGAUCUUAAGUGUACAUUUUGCCAUCCACCUGGAAAAAUAAGGAACAUCUGCUUUGGGAGACUAACAUGUUCCAAGUACCUUAUUGGUGCCACUGACUGCGGCUUUUUGUGUUGCUGGAACCUGCUCAGUUGUGCAUUGGAGUGGAGUGCCCACCUCAAUGUCUUACUUCUGCAACCUGAUCCCCUUUCAGAACAUAUUGCUGCUGUCUCAUGGCUCUCAAAAGAGUCCAGCUUGUUUGUGUUUAAACCAAACGAGCCACGGCCUGUCUAUAUCCAGAGAAACCUCUGUAAAGAAAAGAUCCAGCUUGCUGCCUUUGUUCCAAGAGAUGAACCUGAAAUUAUUGGCUCGGAGAAAUACCUUUGGCUAAGAAGAUCCCAACUAUUUUUUCUUACGGAUACACAAGAGCUGAUGACGCUUAGUGCAAAGUCCCUAGAAGAAAGGCUUACACCCUCAAGCAAACAGCUGGCAGUAGAAGAAAGUCUGCCGGUGACCCCAUUUAGCUUGCUGUUGGGAAAGCACAGGCGUCAGCGAUCACAAGAGGGCACAGACCUUGGAAAAGUGAUUGUUCGUAAUAAGCAUGAGCAAGAUUCGCCUGCUGUCAAAGAGCUUUUGCACACUCCAGCACACGUUUUGCCAUCUGCUUCCUUCCUCUGUCCUAUAUUUAUCAAUUCAUUGCUCAUCUCCAAAGAGAACAAAAGUGCUGAAGAAGUAGCUGAUGAAGUAGAAAUGGAAAGUGAAAAAACAGAGGAUGACUCAGAUGAGGAAAGAGAAAUUACUGAAAUGGAACAAGAAGAUACAAGUCCUACGGAAUUGUUAGGAGAGAUGACUUGUAAACUGUCUAAAUCCCAGGAAAAGGAGUUACGAAAAAUAAGAAAAAUGGACUACAGUUGGAUAUCAGCUUUCUAA
Messenger RNA from Eurypyga helias (sunbittern), 2429 nucleotides. It is a transcript of the gene WDR75, whose product is annotated as WD repeat domain 75. The annotation marks the transcript as partial. The record is from RefSeq and is a predicted model, not a curated record. Gene Ontology annotation, biological process: positive regulation of rRNA processing; positive regulation of transcription by RNA polymerase I. Gene Ontology annotation, molecular function: protein binding; RNA binding. Lineage: Eukaryota; Metazoa; Chordata; Aves; Eurypygiformes; Eurypygidae. The transcript is spliced from 20 exons. Gene Ontology annotation, cellular component: nucleolus.